Dibothriocephalus latus is the source of this 300-nucleotide messenger RNA. The record is from the annotation of a GenBank genome assembly. Lineage: Eukaryota; Metazoa; Platyhelminthes; Cestoda; Diphyllobothriidea; Diphyllobothriidae.
GUCGCUGUCAUCGCUACCGUCUCCCCCCUGCAGCCUAAGGCACGAAAACACCAAAGUGAGAUGAACAUGCGAAUACUGCUAACUGAGCAGUGGGCAAGCCUGCACAAAAUAUUCAAGUACCAGCCCCUGGACUACGUAAGGCUCUACUUCGGCGAAUCUGUGGGGCUUUACUUUGCCUGGCUUGGCCUAUACACUUCCUGGCUCAUCCCCAUUGGCAUAUUUGGACUGAUAAUCUUCUGUCUCGGAGCGAUCGAUAUUAUGGACGACACGCAAAUGUACGUGCCCUGCUGCACCUCUUAA